Trematomus bernacchii (emerald rockcod) is the source of this 7343-nucleotide messenger RNA. It is a transcript of the gene tnika, whose product is annotated as TRAF2 and NCK interacting kinase a. Bases 338 to 4828 code for a protein of 1496 amino acids. Gene Ontology annotation, molecular function: ATP binding; protein kinase activity. NCBI's taxonomy places the organism in Eukaryota, Metazoa, Chordata, Actinopteri, Perciformes, Nototheniidae. Gene Ontology annotation, biological process: protein phosphorylation. The transcript is spliced from 35 exons. The record is from RefSeq and is a predicted model, not a curated record.
UCACAGCGGCGGUUGGAGGACGAGCAGCACCAGCAGCAGUAAUCCACUUUCCACGGCGCUUCACAUUUCUCUGUUCCGUCUACAUCCCGCAGACAUGGACCUGGAGGUGCUCAUGCACCCGGCGCUUUCGCUUCCCAUCCUCCCCGUGUUUGCGCUCUAGCUGUGCGCUCCGGGCCCGUGGCACGUCCCGCUGCUGACCACAAGGAGACUGUUAUUAUUUUUCCGUGUAGCAGAGGGGACCGACGGUAGAGCCGCAACCAGGGACUCAAACCAUCGUGACAGCAAAGGCCGUUUCAGGAUAUCAGGCGACUGAGAGCGGCUCGCUGUGUCCUCCAUCAUGGCGACUGACUCUCCAGCUCGGAGCCUGGACGAAAUCGACCUGUCCGCUUUGAGGGAUCCUGCUGGCAUCUUUGAGCUGGUUGAGCUGGUGGGAAAUGGCACCUAUGGGCAGGUGUACAAGGGUCGCCAUGUUAAGACAGGGCAGCUCGCAGCCAUCAAGGUCAUGGAUGUCACUGGGGACGAGGAAGAGGAGAUUAAAGCGGAAAUUAACAUGCUGAAGAAGUACAGCCACCAUCGGAACAUCGCCACCUACUAUGGAGCCUUCGUGAAGAAAAACCCCCCUGGCGUAGAUGACCAGCUCUGGCUGGUGAUGGAGUUCUGUGGCGCCGGCUCAGUGACGGACCUGAUCAAGAACACCAAGGGAAACUCUCUGAAAGAGGAGUGGACCGCCUACAUCUGCCGGGAGAUCCUCAGGGGUCUGACUCAUCUCCAUCAGCACAAGGUCAUCCACAGAGACAUCAAGGGACAGAACGUCCUGCUGACGGAGAACGCAGAGGUCAAACUAGUGGACUUUGGAGUUUCAGCCCAGUUGGACCGAACAGUGGGACGGAGGAACACGUUCAUCGGGACGCCAUAUUGGAUGGCACCUGAGGUCAUCGCCUGUGACGAGAACCCUGAGGCCACGUACGACUUCAAGAGUGAUUUAUGGUCACUGGGAAUCACAGCAAUAGAGAUGGCUGAAGGAGCACCACCGCUGUGUGACAUGCACCCAAUGAGAGCCCUCUUCCUCAUCCCGCGAAACCCCGCCCCCAGACUCAAGUCAAAGAAGUGGUCUAAGAAGUUCCAGUCGUUCAUAGAGAGCUGUCUGGUGAAGAGCCACGGCCAGAGGCCCAGCACGGAGCAGCUCCUCAAACACCCGUUCAUCAGAGAGAUGCCCAAUGAGAGGCAGAUCCGCAUCCAGCUGAAGGACCACAUCGACCGUACCAAGAAGAAGAGAGGAGAGAGGGAUGAGACAGAGUACGAGUACAGUGGAAGUGAAGAGGAGGAUGAAGAAAGAGAAAUGGGUGAACCGAGCUCCAUCAUCAACGUCCCCGGAGAGUCGACCCUGAGGCGGGACUUCCUGCGCCUGCAGCUAGCCAAUAAGGAGCGCUCUGAGGCGCAGCGGCGGCAGCAGCUGGAGCAGCAGCAGAACGAGGAGCACAAGCGCUUACUGCUGGCGGAGAGACAGAAACGCAUCGAGGAGCAGAAGGAGCAGAGGAGGAGGCUGGAGGAGCAGCAGCAGCGAGAGCGUGAGGUGAGGAAACAGCAUGAGAGGGAGCAGAGGAGACGCUACGAGGAAAUGGAGCAGCUCCGCAGAGAGGAGGAGAGGAGGCAUGCAGAAAGAGAACAGGAGUACAAGCGUAAGCAGGUGGAGGAGCAGCGCCAGGCAGAGCGGCUCCAGCGGCAGCUCCAGCAGGAGAGAGCCUACCUGGUGUCUCUGCAGCAGCAGCAGCAGCAGGAGGGACGGCAGGCCGAGAAGAAGCCGCUUUACCACUACAAAGACAUCAGCAACCCCACCGACAAGCCUGCCUGGGCUAAGGAGGUCCUGACGCAGCAGCAGCAUGUUCAGGGUCACCUACCCCACUCCCAACUACGACAGCACCAGUCAUUCAACCAACCGGCUUCAUCCCCUGACUCUUGGCGCCAAAACAGAGCUCAGGCCCCUAGACGAACCCCGUCCCAUGGUGCCCAGCCCCUCUCCUCCCAUCCCCCCCAUAUCCAUAUCUCACUAGAUGGAGAACCCCUAGAUCCGGGGCUCAAGCAGGAGAUAAGUCAGCAGGUCAGAGAGUUUAGGGCUCAGAAGCUCAGGGGCCGCAGCCCGGGGCGCAGCCGGGAGCAGAGCCAGGGUCCUGGCCAAGGGCCCAGUAAGGGACCUGGUAAUAAUCAAAGAGAGCUUUCCAGUCACGGGCCAGUCAGCCAGUCUAACCAAGUGCUCAACCCUUAUGCUCUGGUGCCUAACAAUCAGAAUGAGAGGCCCAGAGACAGGCCUCUCUCUGCCCCCAAUCAUACAGACAUCCAGGGGCUAAUGCCGGACCCUAGGAUCCCUCAUCCUCAGUCCCCACCACACGUCCAGAGUCCCCAGUCUGGAUCUAUGUCUGCUCUCAAAGUGGUGGAGGAGCGAUCUAAGCUGAACAGGCAGAGCUCCCCAGCGCUGCAGCCCAAAGUGGCCAACCGCAUCUCCGACCCCUCCCUCCCUCCCCGCUCCGAGUCCUUCAGCAGCGGGGGCAUGCAGCCCGCCCGCACCCCACCCAUCCCCCGCUCCAUUGAACCACAGAUGGCCCACCUGGUCCCAGUGAAGACCCACUCCGGGUCCAUGUCCGGUUCUCAGUCUCUGCAGGAUCAGACGGGCUCAGCUCUGAGUGAAGGGGUCAGCGUGUCUGGCUCCCCCAGGCCCGAGAUGCCCCGCCAGAACUCGGACCCCACCUCUGACACCCCGGGACCCCCGCAGCGCAUCGCAGGCCGGGAGGACCGGGACAGAGACCGGGACAGGGAUCGGGACAGGACCGCCUGGCUGAGAGAGGAGGACAUGCCACCCAAGGUCCCUCAGAGGACCACUUCCAUCUCCCCAGCCUUGGUCAGGAAGCACUCCCCCAAUGGAGGAGGAGUAGGUCUGGGCCCUCGCACAGGCUCCCAACUCAUAAGGGCCAGUAACCCAGACCUGCGGCGCUCAGAGCUCUCUCUGGACGCCAUGCUGCAAAGAACAUCCUCCAACUCCUCAUCGUCUUCCUCCCCUUCAUCUCAAGGAGGCUCAGCCGAGAGGAGAGGUCAAGCCAAGCCAGAAGGAUCCCCACCGGGAGCCAAUCAGGAGGCAAAGCCCAAACAGGAGGAGGGCCGUGAAUCAGCCAGACCCAGCAGACCUGCAAGCUAUAAGAAAGCCAUAGAUGAGGAGGAGCUGGACCUUAGUGCACUGGCUAAGGAGCUCAGAGAACUGAGGGUGGAGGAGGGCAGCAGACCUCCAGUCAAGGUGACGGACUACUCGUCCUCUAGUGACGAUUCGGACAGCAGCGAUGACGACGGGCAGACAGUGGGGCAUGAUGGGACGGUUGCUGUUAGCGACAUCCCCCGCAUCAUGCCAACAGUGCAGAGCAGCAGUGAGUCGUAUGGAGGGCUGACAGAAGACUCUCUGGGAGAUGCCUAUAAUAGCUCCAAGGACAGCACUCUGGUGAUGAGAGAGGCGGAGGAGAGAAGGAGAGGUGGUCACACUGAGAGCAAUGGGUUCGGUAAUCACGGUAACCAUGGUAACCUCCCUGACCUGGUGCAACAGAGCAACUCUCCCUCAGCCACGCCCACCUCCGCCCUGCAAGAACUGGGAGACAUGGCUGAGUUUGGUCUGGGCGGGUCCAAAUCGUCCUUCACCCCAUUUGUUGAUCCACGUGUCUAUCAGACCUCCCCAGGUGAAAAUGAUGAUGAAAACUCAACAGAAGACAUGUUUUCUAGCGAGCUGCUGAAGCAGGAGCAGGCCAGACUAAACGAAGCCAGAAAGAUCUCUGUGGUCAACGUCAACCCCACCAACAUCAGACCCCACAGUGACACCCCAGAGAUCCGCAAAUACAAGAAGCGCUUCAACUCCGAGAUCCUGUGUGCUGCACUCUGGGGUGUGAAUCUGCUGGUGGGGACAGAGAACGGUCUUAUGCUGCUUGACCGAAGUGGACAGGGAAAAGUGUACAACCUCAUCACCAGGCGCCGCUUCCUGCAGAUGGAUGUGCUGGAGGGGCUCAAUGUGCUGGUCACCAUAUCUGGGAAGAAGAACAAGUUGCGUGUCUACUACCUGUCCUGGCUGAGGAACAGAAUACUACACAACGACCCUGAAGUAGAAAAGAAGCAGGGCUGGAUUACAGUGGGGGAACUGGAGGGCUGUGUGCAUUAUAAAGUUGUCAAAUAUGAGAGGAUUAAGUUCCUGGUGAUUGCUCAGAAGAACGCUGUGGAAAUCUAUGCCUGGGCUCCUAAACCCUACCACAAGUUCAUGGCCUUUAAGUCAUUCACUGAACUGCAGCACCGUCCCCAGCUGGUCGACCUGACGGUGGAGGAAGGUCAGAGGUUGAAGGUCAUCUAUGGUUCCAGUGUGGGCUUCCAUGUCAUCGACGUGGACUCGGGCAACCCUUACGACAUCUACAUCCCCUCACAUAUCCAGAGCCAGGUGACGCCCCAUUCCAUCGUGGUGCUCCCAAAGACCGAUGGGAUGGAGAUGCUGCUGUGUUACGAGGACGAAGGCGUCUACGUCAACACCUACGGGCGAAUCACCAAGGACGUGGUGCUACAGUGGGGAGAGAUGCCCACCUCUGUUGCCUAUAUCCACUCUAAUCAGAUUAUGGGCUGGGGGGAGAAAGCCAUAGAGAUCCGCUCUGUGGAGACAGGUCAUCUGGACGGAGUCUUUAUGCACAAGAGAGCCCAGAGACUCAAAUUCCUGUGUGAGCGGAACGACAAGGUAUUCUUCGCAUCGGUGCGUUCGGGAGGUAGCAGCCAAGUCUUCUUCAUGACCCUCAACAGAAACACCAUGAUGAAUUGGUGAUGCUCCCCCCCCCCCCCCCCCCCCCCAUCCACUCUGCCUCACUCUCCCAUUGGCCUGCCCGGCGACUACCAGUUGUCCCACGGCACAUCUCACAAAAAAAAAAAAACAGACUGACCGAGAGGCCACAGUGAACUCUUUUAACACUGAAGUGACUAGAAUCGCUUAGAGAAAAAAAAAGUAAUCGUAGAGAAAAAACAACAGAGACAUGUUCUAAAUGAAGAGACAUGUUACCCUAGAUUAUUUUGGGUUAUGCAGAAGCCAUCGUUACUCAACUGACUGGCAAACUGGUGCCACUGACUCUCCAAAUAUCCUCUGUCUGUGUCUGUAACUCUUCCAUGUGUGUCUGUGUCUUUUCUCCAAACAAACCUCUUCAUUACAGCAGCUGGAGAAAUACACCAUCCGUGUCUCCUCUUCCUCCCUUCGUCCCCGCAAUCGAUUUAGUCCUCACUUUUUGAGUCCUUUUGACACCCAUGUCCUUCAUUUUCCACACUUCCUAUCUGCCAUGUGUGGGCUCAUUCCUGGAGAUCUUACACCUCAGAGGUCGGGGGAAUAGAUGAAUAGGAUUUAAUAUAAAUUCAAAUAUAGUGAAUAUGACAGUUUGUGCAGUGAGGGCAGCUGAGGGAUGACAAAUCUACUCUGGAUGUUAGCGGUGAAAAGCAGACAGCAUGAUUGAUUUUCUUACUCCUUUGUCACUCCCCUCCGCCUCCUCUUCUUCCUCCUCUCGCCGUCUUUUCAGGCCAUGAGUAAACUGAAUUGUAAUUUAGUGUCCGAUCGCAUCUCGCUGAUAGAGAUGCGGUGAGACAAUCUGCUGUCAUAGGCGGGUGGUCACAGUAUGCAAAGAUGAUGUCCGUGUCCCUUUAAAAAGAAAUCACCGGUCCAUCCUGUUUUACGAUUUCCUUCUUCCUGUCACCCCCCCAUCUCCAUCAAUGUCAUCCCCCCCUAGUUUCACAAUUUCGUCCUUUAAACUCUGAAGGUGCUGCAUCAAAAAUACUGUAAUAUGAAAUGAACAAUGAUAGCGUCAUUCUGUUCAUUCUUUUUAUUUCAGUUCUUUUUCUUUUUCUGUGGCUAAGUCAGUCAGUUUUUGAAGUGUGAUCAAAUGUAUAGCACAUCCGUGUUUCUGAAAUCAGGAGUGUAUGUUGGUGUGUGUUUGUGAGUGCGUGCAUAAAUGUAUGUGUGUGUGUUUGACUUGAUGUUGAAACGAGUCCCAUUAAAAUCAAGGUUGGAUAUUGACAUCAAUGGCCAGAAAAAGAGUCAUAAAUUCAGUCUCUGUACGUGAACCUUUACCUGAAGGCGUUUAAAGCAACAUUGAGUGUGUUUACAAGCAGAUUUAUGAUAUUAUCUUAGUAUGACGUUCAUGAGGGAGUGUCUGAACACCAAGCAUUUAAAGAUAGGCACUAUUAGUGAGUGUUUUUCUGUUUCCUUUAACACAGUAGUGUUUUGGCUACUCACAAACACAGCCAUGCUGCUGUAGGGAAUAUGAAGAUGCUUAUCCUGAAUACAACCUCAUCAGGAUAUGAGCAACAAUCCCCAGUACUGUGUGCAUGUGAAAGUUCUAAUUGUUGAAAGCUGUGGUGUCCUUUUGAAUCAUGCUCUUCCCUGAUUGGUUCUUCUGAUUUUGGCUCCUACCUGUUUGUACAGUGCCUAGCAUGAUGUAAGCAAAACAAAAAAUGGAGGCCAAAAGAUUAUCGCUUGAGUUAUAAUUAAUAAUUGUAUUGCCUUUACAGUUCAUUUACACUGGGUUUUUGUGUGUUAUUGGCUAACCUUAACACGUUACUGAUGGUAUGUGUCUCUUCUAAAGGAGAUGUUAACACAUUUAAGACUUAAUUUAUUCUUUGAAAGGAGUAACUGCAUAUGGUACGAUAAAAACAUGUCAUUUCUGAAUACUAAGUGUAGCUCAAUCAUUUAUGCAUACUGUAUUAGAUUUAUAACACUAUUGAGGGCCGACUCUAUAGAGGUAUCCCUCUAUAUUGGAGAAAAGUACCUGCUUACUCCUUAAAAAACGUAAAGUGACACAAAAAUUAUACUCAUUCCCCAAUGAUGAUCAUUUAAAUCAAGUUAUUUUCUGUUAAUAAUUUUAAAAUGAAGCUAUAUUUUCAAAGACUUUUACAUAUCCACACGGUAGCUGUUCCUGUGCAGCUGCAAGUUAGGUUCACCAAACUGUGUUAUGGGUAGCAGGCUAACAUUUUAGCAAUAAAGAGCCGAGCUGAACAAAACCAUGUCUUCCCUGUGUGUGUGCACGCAUGCAUCUGUGUGUAUGAUUAAAAAGCAAGCGUGAAUGGGGCAUAUUAACUGUGUUUGUCCAUCACAGAAUUCACUCUUCCCAUUGGAAAAGGCUGACUGUCAGUACACUGAGGACUCUCCUUUCAAAGAUGAAACCACUGUAUUCUUCGUUCUGUGUUAUUUCUUGUUUUCUUUGUUUUGAAAGAGCAUUACUAAUGUCCUGUUUUGGGAUUUAUUUGUUUUGUAAAAGAGAUGCUGUAUGAGAGAAAUAAAUUAAACUAGAGCAUUAUGUUUA